UAAAUGGUACACUCGUUUUGGUGUCCGGCAAUAGCCGUUUGUUUAUCCAGUGGACACAAAUGAGUGUUUAUUUCUCCACCACAGCAUUGGCCGAAUGAUGCUCGUGUCUUAAACCAAAUAGCGAACCUCGAACGUACGGCACCAUUGCACUUAAUUUAUUAGCAUACGUAAUACAUACAUAUUUAAAUGUGGCCGGCAACUGAGCGAAGAGUCACACUACACAUAUCGAGUGUACCUACAGAUUAACAUGCGAUUUGUGUCGGCCUUGGCGGGUAAAAUCAAACACAACUAGGAAGUAGGCAUGUUGUUUGAGGGGGUACGGGUAGUUUGAUCUAUAUAACUAUCAAGACAUGGCUCCGGUAAAAAUAAAACACGUCGUUUCUUUCACUUCACAGGACCCCAAAAGUACAGUUGGCAACCUGUUUGGUGAGGAUGCAGGCACCCGAUCUUGGCUUUGUAACCCGCAAGACCACAGUGGGGUCCUUAAAGCAGAGUUGCAAUUGGAGCAUAUCACUUGUAUUAGAUAUAUCGAUGUGGGGAACUGUGGAUCCGCGUUCAUCCAGAUUGAUGUAGGGCGCUCGUCUUGGUCGCUGGACCACCCAUACACCACCCUUUUACCAACCACAACCUUAAUGAGCCCUGCGGAAUCACGGCAGGGCAGCGUCAGGACGGGAGUGCGAAUGUUCAAGAAAGGUGACUUCUUGUCAGAGGGUGCCGAGGACAGCUGGGACCGAGUGCGAGUCACCUGUUCUCAGCCCUUCAACCGACGUUCCCAGUUCGGCCUGUCCUUUCUCCGUAUCCGAAGUGCCCAGGGGGAAAACGACUGUGUUCCCACACAGCAGAAAGCACUGGAAGGACUCUCACCAGGUGUGGGACAGUGGCUCUCCAGCCCGGCAGUCCAGAAAACCUUCUUUCGGGAAAAGAGUCGCAAGGACUUUCCGAUGGCUUCUGUCGGUUUGAGUCGGACGGCACGCAUGGUACUUUCAGCUGCCUCCCGCCACCCUGCACCGAAGUCUCUAUCCAACGCACCCUCUAGUCCUCCAAACACACGUACCUCCCCCUCGGCCAAGGCUGACACAUCUACACCUUCCACUGCAGAAGAAGAUGUACUGACCAGUAAUAUACACCCGCACACAGCUUCGAAGGCGUGUUUAUUCUCAGCUCUCAGCCCAAAGGACAAUAAUAAUCUCCGACAACCAAAGAGUAAGAAAAACUCCAACACAAGAUGUGAUCAGCUAAAUGAGACUCCCUGUAGUAAACAGAGAAGACCUGCGAGCAGGAGGUCUCCCUCACCAGUCUCUACAGCCAUGCUCCCUGCUCACUCUCCUGCUGUAGAUAUAGAGACCACUUGCCCUAUAUGUGGAGAGAUGUUCACGGCGGAAUACCUACCUCUCCACGCCUCUUCCUGUCAGGAGACAGACGCAGUGCACCCUGGGAUUGCGAGUUCUCUCCCCCUGUCCCCUGACCCUCCCUCUAGCCCGGAGGACAUGUUUCCUUGCCCUCUCUGCUCCUUCCGAUUCCCUGCCUCUCGCAUCCAGCUGCAUGCCAGCACCUGUGAAGAAUUGAGCCCCUUCAUUUGGCUGGACUGAGCUAAUUAAAAUUGGCUACAUAUGUCUUUUAUAAAUUUGUAGUUACUCUUUUGAUACAAAAUAUAUUUUGUAACGGAGACUUUAAUAUUUCUGUUUCCUCUUGAUCGCACGAAGCUUGUUAAGAGAACCUUGUUUCUGCUCGUACAUGUUUACGAUUUAAAUGUUGUCUAUUAAUGAUUACACACUAAAAUAGUAUGUAUACUUACUGCUGUGAUGUUUGAAUGGGAUGAACAAAACCAACGAUUUAUAAUAAAAUGUUA
Messenger RNA from Osmerus eperlanus (European smelt), 1849 nucleotides. It is a transcript of the gene xndc1n, whose product is annotated as xrcc1 N-terminal domain containing 1. The record is from RefSeq and is a predicted model, not a curated record. Gene Ontology annotation, molecular function: damaged DNA binding. The coding region runs from base 351 to 1589 and encodes 412 amino acids. Gene Ontology annotation, biological process: single strand break repair; base-excision repair. The transcript has 9 exons. NCBI's taxonomy places the organism in Eukaryota, Metazoa, Chordata, Actinopteri, Osmeriformes, Osmeridae. Gene Ontology annotation, cellular component: nucleus.